UCGAAGUAAAGCGAACGGCUGUGCAUUAUUUAUGGUUUUGAAAGGCUUCUAAAGUAUAUAUUUGUAUUUGUACCGCAUCAGAGUAUUUAUUAUUCCGGGCUUCAACCUUUGGUGACAGUAAUGUGUUUGGAUAAUAUUUCAAUAAGAUAUGUGAAAGUAUGAGUUUACCAGGUCGAACGUUAAUGUUAAAUGCAAAAACUAUACAUGUUGUGUUGAUAACAAAAUAUGUAGCAGAGUUCCAGAAUAAGCCGUGUAUAUGAAAGGCGUAUAUUUAGACAGAAGGUUGAUGUCUUAAAAGAUUAACAUUUGAAACAGUGCGUGUUUAAAACAACAAAUAAAUGUUUGAUUCAAAGGAGGACAACUUGAAUUUUAGGGACAUCGACAGAGGCUGGGCAUGGAUAGUUUUGAUAGCGUGCUUUUUCUCAUUCUGUAUCCUUGGUAACGCCCAAUUUUCUGUGGGGAUCAUGCAUGCAGCCCUUUUAGAGAAACAUGGAGCUAGUUUGGCCGUCACAUCAUGGGCAGGAGCCUUGCAUGUGGCACUGGUAUCACUAGCAGCGCCAUUGUCGACGCUAUUAUUAAACCGGUUCAAUUGUCGACUUGCCAUGGUUAUAUCGAGUCUGCUUUACGCACUCGGUUAUAUUUUGACUGCAUUUUCGCCUCAUAUAAUCGUGUCGAUUAUAUCCUGUGGGAUAAUUGCCGGAACGGCUGGAGGUAUCGGUUAUACAGCGACCAUUGUGGCAAUCAAUUUCAGUUUUCGGAAACAUAGGAAUCUGGCAACUGGCAUUGCACACAUAGGAAUUGGUCUAGGGUCUUCGGCGUUCGCCCCGUUGAUGGAGAUAGCAAGAAGCUACUAUGGGACUUCAGGCUUUUUCUUCAUCGUUGCUGGAAUGAACUUGCAUAUGGCUGUAUGUGGAAUGGCAUGCUUUCCAAGCCAGCUUGAAAAACAUAUACAAAUAACACGACGUGUUGAUGCUUUAAAGAACGAUUAUGCGACCAGUUCUUGUCUUAGUAAUGUUUGUCAACCUUAUGCUACGAUCAUCAGAAAUAGAUAUGUGUGGUUACUUUCCAUUUCAUUGUUCUCGUACUGUUUAGGAAUAUAUCUUGUCGGUUUACACCUGCCUUCUUUUAUUGCCUCCAAAGGAUUUUCCGCCAUCCAGGCUGCAUCCCUGAUUUCUCUAAUGGGAUUUUUCUCGGCAUUUGGGAGAUUGACAGCAGGUGUUCUAGGAAACAUGGAAUUUGUGAACGAUAUGACAGUGUAUGCUGUGCCGCCUCUCAUAUUAUCCGUUGUCAUCUUUACGUAUCCGCUGUUUUCCAACGCUCUCGCUGGACAUAUUGCAUUUGCUGUGAUCUUCGGACUCCUUUUUGGGUCUCUGUUCGUCAUGUACCAGUCGGUGAAUGUUCAUUAUGUGGGAAUAAAGAACUUGUCCGUGGCAUUAGGAGUGGAGUUUAUGGUAUGUGGAAUUGGUGGAAUAAUUGGACCUGUUUUAGCCGGACUGCUAAUAGACAUGGGAGGGUCGUAUGAGCUGUCUCUUCAGCUUGCAGGCGUUUUUAUUCUUCUUGCCAGUAUCACAGGUCUGUUGACAUUGUGUUUCAAACCCACAAAGACGCCAAACGUUAUCUGCUCCAUCGACGACGCAGAGUUAUCAAUGAAAACGAAUGAGUGA
Molecule: messenger RNA, 1664 nt
Organism: Mya arenaria
Lineage: Eukaryota; Metazoa; Mollusca; Bivalvia; Myida; Myidae
Product: monocarboxylate transporter 13-like
Exons: 5
Coding region: 339-1664 (441 amino acids)
Biological process (GO): transmembrane transport
Molecular function (GO): transmembrane transporter activity
Source: RefSeq, a predicted model, not a curated record